ACCCACCCACCUUCAUUCUUCCAUGCACAAACCUACACCGGCGCAUGAGAAGGCCUCCUGCUAUACGCACACACUCGCUCACGAAUCUCGGCGAUGAACGGAGCGCCGCCCCCGCCCGCGAACGCCGCGGCCGCCGCACCUGGGGCAGCUCCCGGCGUCAAGAAACGCAGGCCGCGUCCGGCAACGAGCGUGCUGCGGCAACCUCAGCGGCCGCUUAAGAAGGUCGCGCGCACCGUCACUUCGCUCACCCAGCUGAACACGCGUGAUGCCCCCAACCAGCCCGUCAGCAUCGACCAGCUCCGCCGCGAGUUCAUCGAGGCGGGUGCCGCAUCGUACCCGCUCGUCGUGACGCGCAAAGAAUUGAAGGAGAUGCGCCAUCACGUCAUGAGGAUGCAUGCCAAAACCCACGUCAACAUUCAGGACGAGAAACAGUUCACUCCGCCCGUUCGCCUCCACCGCCGCGACCCACGUGCACCCCCAGGCGGCAAGGAACCCGAGGAAGAGAAAGAGGAAGACUUGGAAGAGGCCAAAGAGCGCGAGCGCCAGGAAGAGGAGCGGGAGGCGCGUCGUCUGAAGCGCGAGAACAUCCAGGCCCAGAUCGCGCCGACAGGCGCGACCAAGAACAAGCCCUUUGGCAAGAAGACGGAGCAAAAGUACCGUCCAGACGAUACGCCUGAAGCGAAGAAGCGCCAGCGACUGCGAUACGAGGAGACUCUGCCUUGGCACCUAGAGGAUGACGACAACUCGCAGACUUGGUCCGGACACUAUGAGGCGCAGUUGUCUGAUAGACAUGUCAUGUUGACCCUCGAGACUUUGCCGGGGCAGAACCCCCACAUUCAACUUGCGCCCUUGGAGCGCUGGUACAAGUUUGACCCCAAGACCAAGGCCAAGUCGACUGAGGAUUCCGAGUUGGUGAAAGCAAAGAAGGACUCAUACUUUGAAGCUCGCGAGGCGAAGAAGAUGAAGGAGGAGAUGGAGCAUGAAAAGGCAUCACGUGCACGCCAACUGCGUACGCGGGUAGGCGGUGGGGCCGAUGACGAAGGCAGGAUCAAGCAACUCGAUGACGAAGACAUGCCUAGAUUCAAGCGUGAGGCAGACGCCGACGACAUUGACUUCAAUGUCGAAGAGGAUUUUGCCGAUGACGAGGAAGGUCUGAAUGGUCUUUUCGAUGGCGACGAGGAAAACAUCAAAGAAGCGCAAGAGAAGCUCAAGCGCGAUCAGCUUCAGGCUGCUGCCUUUGACUUGCGCGAUGAACGCCAGAUUUGGGCUGAAGAAGAACGUGAGAAGAAAGAGGCAGAGGAAAAAGCCCUCGAGCAGGAGAUACGAAAGUCUCUAGUCAAGCGUGAGAAGAACUACGACUACGCAGGCAGCGACUCCGAAUACAGCGAAACAGACUCAGAGACCGAGCGGCAACGAGCCAAGGAGGAAGAGGAGAAGAAGAAGGCUGCUGAACAGAAUGGCAAGGCUCCCGAGGGCGACAAGACUGCUUCAGGUGCCUCUACACAGGGCGGUUCGACUCCUGCGCCUCGUUCCAUCGACGUCAACAAGAAGAAGCGACCGGCACCCGGCUCAGCGAACCUCUCAGAAGCCAGCGGCAACGAAUCUGCGCGUAAGAAGCACAAGAAGAAGCACGAGAAGAACGCAGACGGUACGCGCAAGCUUGGACACUUGCGUACAGGAGCUGCGUCUGGCAGCGACAGCGAGAUGACAGAUGCUGGCAAGCCGAAGAAGCACAAGCUCAAGGUCCGCCUCGGCGGCACCCCUGGUGCUAGUCCCUCGGCCAGCCGUGCGGGAAGCCCAUCCGCGCAGGUCAAUGGGAGUCGCGCGGGUAGUCCUGCUGCUCCCGGUGGCGUGCCAGCUACUCCUCAGAGCCGUCUUCCGUCCGCGAGCGAGAUCUACACUGCCCUACCACCCGAUGGCAUGCCGAUCCAGACACUCAUCAACAAGUUUAGGGAACGCGUGGACAAGAGCAACAUGAACGUGUUUAUCAAACUCGUCAGGGCCGUCGCCUCGUAUGACAAGGCUCGUGGCUGGUUGAGCCCGCUUCCGGAGCUGCCGUCGGACGAGCAGAUUGCUGCUGCUACGAAGCCCAAGCCUGCUGCAAAGGCGGCUAGCCCGCCAGCCUAGGGUGCUCUAAGCAGGCAAUUGGGCAUCACUGUACAGCAAUAUGUGUGGCGAAUGAUUUUUCAUGCAUGGGACACGGCGUAAUUCGAAUAUGGGGUUAUCUUUGGCGAGGCGUUCACAUAGAGUUGUUCUGCUUGGCUGAGGCUUUGUAGACAACGCUCGGCUUGGGCCGUAUUUUGUGUUUCAGUGAAAUGAUCCUUACUGUAUAUGAUUUGAUAAAGAAUUUACAAAUUGCAGCCCCGUGUCUAUCUGACCU
Molecule: messenger RNA, 2380 nt
Organism: Paraphaeosphaeria sporulosa
Lineage: Eukaryota; Fungi; Ascomycota; Dothideomycetes; Pleosporales; Didymosphaeriaceae
Product: Rap30/74 interaction domain-containing protein
Exons: 2
Coding region: 94-2127 (677 amino acids)
Biological process (GO): positive regulation of transcription elongation by RNA polymerase II; transcription initiation at RNA polymerase II promoter
Cellular component (GO): transcription factor TFIIF complex; nucleus
Molecular function (GO): TFIIF-class transcription factor complex binding; RNA polymerase II general transcription initiation factor activity; DNA binding
Source: RefSeq, a predicted model, not a curated record